Molecule: messenger RNA, 816 nt
Organism: Aspergillus japonicus CBS 114.51
Lineage: Eukaryota; Fungi; Ascomycota; Eurotiomycetes; Eurotiales; Aspergillaceae
Product: general transcription factor IIH subunit TFB6 family
Exons: 3
Cellular component (GO): transcription factor TFIIH holo complex
Source: RefSeq, a predicted model, not a curated record
GGAGGCUUCAUCCCACCAUCAGCACAUCUUCCAUCGCCAACCCCCACCACAUCCACCGCAACACCAUCGCUUCUCCCCAAACCACGGGCCCACCCUCUGCGGCCGGGAUCCGCAAAAGAGGCCACGGUCCUGGAGUAUAUCGACAAGAAGCUUUUGACCAUCAGCCGCCGGCACGCUAAGAAGUUCAGCGGGGCUUUUAUUACACCGGAGUCCGAGUCGGAAAGGGGUUACGAGAGCUUUAAGGAAGUAGCGAAAGACUUUGAGGGUUUGGUGGAUGUUUUGUGGGUUAGUGGGACUCCUUCAUUACAGAUCCCCUACCUGAUCUCGUUGGCCGUCCAGGUCAACUCUUAUCUACCGGAUUAUCCAUUCGCGGCGAAGGCGACGUUCCGGUUGCUGCGGAAGCUGGACUCGGUCUUUGCGUCGCUCCUUCUGGGGGAGGAUGUGGACUCCGGGGCGCCGCUGCCCGGGUUUGAGGCACGGACUAACGUCGUCUCGAUGACGGAGAAGGUGCGUAUCAAGAGUAUUGCGGAGACCUGUCGGGUUGUGGUUGUGGAGGCGAGGGAGCAGGAGGACCUUGGUGAUGAUGAUGAUGACGGUGGGAGGAAUGGGUUUGAGGAUAGUAGUGGGAACGAUGAUGAGGAUGAUGAUGAGGAUGAGUUGAUGGAUGAUGCGUUGGGGAUGGAUGAGUAUCCGAUCCCCGGGAGGUGGGAGAUGGAAACGGCCAAGGUGUAUGAGAAGACGAUUCAAUUGCUUGGGGAUGAGUUGGGCCAGGCAGAUACUGGGGAGUUCUGUGAUACUGAUAUGGCGGCUGGAGAG